GUAAAUUUGUUUAAGAAUAAAACAUACGAACCCGGCACGUAGCGCCGGAAAACCUCUAGUAUAUACCAAUAAAGGAGGCUUUGCUCCCUUCUCCUUGCGCCACGUCAGCAUGGAGGGAGGAGCAAUCGCCGACACGUGUCGCCCAGCCAGUCCCCGCGUCUUUCCCUUCUGUUCUGUGUCGUGUUCCUUUUCUGUUUUAUUAAGAACUGGGUUUUAAGUUAAUUGAAUUGGUUUGGCCCGUUAGACCCAAAGGUGUUUAGGGUUGGUCGUCGACUUCUUCUUCCAGAAGCAACCUCUCCGAUGUAUAACUCACGAAACCAAACCGUCGAUCCGAGCUCUGUAACGCCUCUCAAUCCAUAAAUCCUUUCUUUACUCUGAGUUUUCCUCAAUUAAUCCACUCCGCCCAUGUUAAUCAAACAAAAUACCUCUUCGUUUCCACCGUAACUGGUUCGAGCUUCCCCUAUAAAUGUCCCACUAAAACCUAUUUGUAUGUUUCCGGUUUGUCUUAAACUUAUCUGUCAAAUAUGGCUACUUCUCACAUCCAAAUCCAAUUUUCCGAGUUGAAGGACGGACGAUGCAAACAAAAGUUCAGAGCAGACACAUACAAUUUUGGGAAGCUGGGAAUUUUUAUAAAGGUGGGAGCUGAUGGGUGUCGAUAGCUAAUUGAUGCGAAGGCCACUCUCAUCCAAGGGUUAAUCCGACCUUCAAGUUUGCUGAUGCCCCAAUAUUUAUUAGAUUCUCGGAGCAGUCUGUUUUCUAUGAGGUAGCAGAAACGAAUGAGCCAAUCCAGAAGGAGAGUUUCAGGUUCCGAAAAUACGACGAGCUCAUGUCACUUGCCAACACCGACACCAAAACUUAUUUGCUAGAUAUCAUUUGUGAAGUACGAGGCAUCAAAACCAUUUACAACAAGGCUACACAUGGCACUCAACGCCUCAUGGCUACCAUUUAGCUUGAUAGGCAUUUCACAAAUCACCUUCUUCUUUGAGUGUUUAUGUUUAACAAAAAUGAGGCUUACUAUAUUCUCACACGAUGAUAUGCAUUUUAAUAACCAAUAUCAACCCAAAGUUAGUUGGUGGUAACUAACUUCUCUCUGUUACUCCUCAUAUUUGUUAAUUAAGCUCUUCCAUUCACACUGCUGCUACGUUCAAAACCUUUGUGGUCAUGUAGUCAUAGAAUAAGCUCACACCUGUUUAUAGUUGUAUCCAAUACUCUCAGUCAAAUAUAGAACUGCUACAAAAUUGCUUGAUCUUAUAUAUGGUCAAACUGAUCAUAUAUAUAUGUAUCAUAGGUUAUAUUGAGUUAGUGGAAUUUUUUUUUCUAUGCUUUAUUAUUGUUGAGAAAGAAAUAUUACACAACCAAAUUUUUUAUUUACUUUUUAGUCAACGAGAGAAUACGAUUGAUAUGGUUGUUUUACAUGAUUGUAUUGUAUAGCUAUCAUCCAGAGAAGUUAUAGUCAACGAGUGGUUUUUUUUGCGAUUGUAUAAAUGGUCUUUCGUUUUAUCCAUCUACUAUGUCAAAUUGUCCUAAAACGUCUAUUAAGUUGUCAACUUGCAUACGGAACUUAAAGAUUCACUGAUUUAAGAUGUUUUAUAUUUUGUCAUCAUGGCCAAGUCGGCUGUUUCUCAACGCAACUUUGGACAUUCAUUUCUAUUUUGACAACGACUGUGUAGCUAGCAUCAACUACCUGAAAAAGGUAUGUGGCUUUGACGAGGGAUCAUCCUCAGCUCCAACAAAGUAUAAUGGUGUUAAAAAGAUUGAAUCAAUUCCACUGUCCGAACUCAAUUCCCACGUCCUCACUGCAUCACCAGAGGCAGUAGAGUUCAUUUGCACAGCUGUUGUCAAUGGUAUUGAGACUGGAAAUGGGUGGUGCUAUAUUUCAUGCUCGAAAUACUACCGAAAGCUCAAACUUGGAAUCUCAGCUUUCACAUGCCAUGCAUAUCAAGAUGACAAUGCAAUGGGUAUUGUAAGUGAAAUGACCAGGCUUACAAAUGUCAAUGUCAUCCAUUCAAGUGUCAGUAGGCGUAUCUCAGCUAAUGAACGAGGGCGACCAAGACAUCCAAGAAUUAGCACUUCCCCAAAGCCUUCCAUCUCAACCUCUCCCAAUUCAACUUCUCAUCAAAACAUCAGAGCUCCACAGCGUCCCGCAUCUUUGAUCGCAACCAGCGCCCUCCUCUACCUAAUUUUGACGCCAACGUGUGUAUGACUGUUAUAAUAGGUUUAGCUGCUCUGCAAAGUUGUUGCUUCUUGACUGAGUUUUCGCUUUCACAUGGAGGGAAUAACAACCCAUGGAGGAAGAACCUAGCGCUAAGAAGAGCCGGACUGAGUUAAAUUUGUCCGACUGUCGCAGCUAUUUUGGCAAUGAGCCAUCCUUUGAUGAUUUCUGCAUUUCAAUGACUUCUACAAAUUCUAUUUGAGUUUUUUUUUGCACUAACCCUAAUAGAAUUUAUUUCAUGUAUUUUUCCCUUUAAAUAAUUUCAUAAUCGUUGCAAUGCAAGCAGCCUGGUCAAAAGGCUACACUAAGGUAAUA
Molecule: messenger RNA, 2527 nt
Organism: Brassica napus (rape)
Lineage: Eukaryota; Viridiplantae; Streptophyta; Magnoliopsida; Brassicales; Brassicaceae
Exons: 7
Coding region: 1583-2203 (206 amino acids)
Source: RefSeq, a predicted model, not a curated record